ACUAAUAUAGAAGCAGGGUGGGCAAGAAAUGACCGAAACCCAGAUUUGUAAUGCAAUGCAUCGACUCGGGCAGCGGCAAUUCGCAAUCGUCUUUCGGUUUGCUUUGGGAAGUAUCCUUGUUGGUGUUCACAGCACAGCAGGGGCCAUGGGGCCAUCGGAAGGAGGCCCAAUAGCAGGCCCAACUACUGGCAGGAUCAUGGCCUCCACGACAGAUCUGCCGUUUGCUCAAGCAUGGCCCAACUGACAUGAAUGGCAUGCAGGUUGCAACUCCUGUCAAAGCCCUGAGGCAUGUUCAGAUUUGCAUGUUUGGACCGACUGUAGCACGGAAAUACAAGGAUUUGUUUCACAACACCUGGCAAGGAACACUUGCAUUCACUCACACUGUCUGGUGCACUGUCAUUGUCGUGACGCAGAUGUCCUUCAAGCUGGUCGGCGGGAUGUUUGGGCUUGUGAUGCUCCUGCUUGCGCUCCUGAUGUUCCGGCGGGCUGGCUGGCUGCUAGGAGAUGCGAGAGAGGACAUACAACGUGCCUUUGGUUGGAACACUUCUCAGGUACAGUCACUAUCCUUGGCAUUCGCCUCGACGUCCUCGAUGUCCUCGACGUCCUCAACAUCGACAUCGACCACAAGCUUUGAUCUUCCAAGAAAGGGUCUGAGGCCCCUGAGGCCCCUGACCACUCCACAGACUCCACAGACUCCACAGCCGCUACAGGUGACGUUGAGCCACUGCAAAGAUAGCAGUUCCCAGCGAGACUUCGCAAGUUACAUCAUCAGAGAAGCCGGCUUUGAACCUUCCAUGACGGUCGAUGCCUCGUACAAGACCUGCGGCCGCGCGACGGACUUGGUGAUUUUGUGCGAUGGCAAGGUGGGUGAUUUGAAGCAACACAUUGGCAGAUGUGAACCCAACACCCUCUUCAAGGGCUCCAGAAAGGUGGCGUACCAUCCACGAUUGGAAGAACUUGGCAGCAAAUCUGGUUUGUGCAAGAUUUCAAAUCUUGCAAGCGAACUGCGGGGAGUGGAGUUCCGGGUGGUGCCAGAAUGUUUUUCCGCCCCACAUGGCAUCCUGAACCAAAGUGUUCAAGCGCUCGCCCGGCAGUCUGGUGGAGAGCAGUCAAUGUGGGUUGGGAAGAAAAAUUUUGAGACCAUGGGGACUGGGAUAUUUUUCUUGACAGUACAAGACCUAUCCCAAGUUGAGCAAUUCAAAGUCCACACCUUGCAAAGAGCUGUUAUGAAAGUGCCUCUGUGGCACGAACGCAGAGUCGAAGUACGUCACUGGUUCGCUGUUACUUCCAUGGACCCGCCACGUGUUUAUGUUUGUGUUGGCCACGUGAUGUACAAGACGACCGGUUUGCCCAGCAUUCCUGAAGACCAACUUCGAAGCAUGACGGUCACUCAACGGCGACCCGCUCUGAUCUCCAAUGCCCAGAUGAAACCCGGGUCCAACCGAGAGUUCCAACGCUUCUUUGGCUCGGCCAACGACUUGCGGGAUGUACUGGCCAAGCAGGGCUUGGACACAGGGAUGAUCGCUGACCAGGUGGCUGAGAAGAUCACACGAGGGUUCUUAGCAGCGCACAACAAGACGUCCUGCCACAACAAGGAGCAACCGUACAACUGUGAGGAGCACAUGGCUUUUGGAGUGGCAGACAGUGUCAUUGAUCUGGAGCGCCGGGAGCCCUUUGUGCUGGAGCUCAUGUUCGUGCAAGAAGAUUGGAUGUUUCGCGGAGAAGGCUGGAAUGCCAACUCUCUGGCCAAAGAAGCAAUCCGGCAGCUGACCACCAUUUCUUUAGCGCCUUUAAAACAUUCUGCAGAAGAAGAAGCACUCUUAAAGUCUGCAUCUUCAAGUUUCCUGGCAACCCUGCAGAAGGACGCACUAAACGCAGCUAGAUCUAUGUGGGCUGAGGCCAAAGCCGCUAGCAUGCCGGGAAUGAGCUGUCCAUGUCUAGUGUGCCUGAAGCCCGAAAUGUUCUCGGCAUAUUUUCCUGAAGGAAAUACAUCAGAGAGCUUUGGUCAUCCGUGGAUGGCUUUCUAUGACCUGUAUCAGCGCGGGACGCUGCCGACGUGAAGAACAGCGCAGCACCGGACAGCGUCCGAUGGAGGAUGGACCAGGUCGCAAGUUCAAACUUUUUGGGAUG
Messenger RNA from Durusdinium trenchii, 2130 nucleotides. Lineage: Eukaryota; Dinophyceae; Suessiales; Symbiodiniaceae. The record is from the annotation of a GenBank genome assembly.